UAUGGAGAACAUUGCUUUGAAAUUAUUUUGAUUCAGAACAAGAAUUGUGAACAGUUUCAGACUCACGGAAAACAUGGAGCAUUUGAGAGUCCCUGAAAUUUUCUGGUACAUAUUCUAGAUUGGUAGGGAAUGUGUAAGAAUUAAUGAGUGAAGUGUGUUGAAAACGAAGCAUUUCUUUCAAUACUGUGAUCACUGCUGGUAUCUUUACAAUGUUCUUGUCUCUGUUCCAGCUGUUUUCAUCAGUUACAUGGAAGAAAGAAAUCAAACCUGUGUCACACAAUUUAUUCUCCUGGGACUCUCAGAUGAGGGGGGGCUGCAGUCACUUCUCUUUUGGGUGUUCCUGUCCAUGUACCUGGUCACCGUCACUGGGAACCUGCUCAUGAUCCUGGCCAUUAUCACGGACUCCCGCCUCCACACGCCCAUGUACUUCUUCCUCUCCAACCUGUGCUUUUCAGACAUCUGUUUCACCUCCACCACCGUCCCAAAGAUGCUGCUGAACAUCCAGACGCAGAGCAAAGUGAUCACCUAUGAAGGCUGUCUCAGCCAGAUGUACUUUUUCAUGCUUUUUGGAGUAUUAGAUAACAUACUCUUGACAGUGAUGGCCUAUGACCGGUUUGUGGCCAUCUGUCAGCCACUGCACUACAUGGUCAUCAUGAACCCCAAGUUCUGUGGCAUCCUGCUCCUGGUAUGCUGGUUAUUGGGUGUUUUUUACUCUCUAUUACUUGACUUACUGAUUUUGCGACUCUCUUUUUGCACAAAUCUGGAAAUCCUUCACUUUUUCUGUGAACUUAAGCAGGUGAUCCAACUUGCUUACUCUGAUACGUUCCUCAAUGACCUGGCAGUGUAUUUGGUAAGUGGACUUCUGGGUGUUGUUCCACUCACUGGUAUCCUGUUCUCUUACUCUAGAAUUGUCACUUCCAUUUUGAGAAUUUCAUCAGUGAGGGGCAAGUAUAAAGCAUUUUCCACGUGUGGGUCUCACCUCUCAGUGGUCUCUUUGUUCUAUGGCACAUGCCUUGGGGUGUAUCUGAGUUCUGCUGCUGCACAGAACUCCAGGGCAAGUGCCAUAGCCUCAGUCAUGUACACGGUGGUGACACCCAUGUUGAACCCCUUCAUCUAUGGUCUGAGGAACAGAGACAUCAAGCAAGCCCUGGGAAAACUCUUUAGCCGAGAGACGUUGUCUGCAUGUAGGAUUCUUUGUUUCAAGAUAAAGACUUGAGUAACAGGGCUUAAAACCCUAGAAGACCUAGAUCAUGAUAUUUGUAUCAGUUCAGAGGCUGACAGUCUGCAGUUUAUCUUUCUACAGUAUUCGGUUGCUAGAAAUUUUUCAUACUUUAUGCACAAAUAUUUCUUCCGUAGUUUGUAAGGUAUUUAUUUGAGAGAGAGUAAGAGCAAGUGGUGAGGGUCAGAGAGAUUGAGGGAAUAUCACAAGCUAUGUCCAUACUAUCAGCACAGAGCCUGAAGUGGGGCUCAAUGUCAGAAAUUUUGAGAUCAUGACUUGGACCAAAAUCAAGAGUGGGGCGCCUAUUGGUUCAGUCACCCAGACACCCCUCUUCUGUAUUUCUCUAAAACUGUUUAGGCCUCUCAUUAAACUUCAUCCCAUGGAUUCUUAAUUUUUUAAAUGUUUAUUCAUUUUUUGACGGAUGGGGGAGUAGGGGCAGAGAGAGAGAGGAAGGCACAGAAUCAGAAGCAGUCUCCAGGCUCUGAGCUGUCAGCACAGAGCACAAUGCAGACUCAAACCCAUGAAUUACAAGAUCAUGACCUGAGGCGAAGUUGGGUGGUCAACCAACUGAGCCAUCCUAGUUUGCGAUAUUUAAGAUUGCGAUAUUUAAGAACAUAUACCUAAUAUAGCAAAUUGAGUACUUUUAAUGUGAUAGGAGGAGCUACUGAAGUUAAUGUGAAAUGCUUUUGCUAUGGGUUUAAAGCAAUAUCUUUAUAGUAUAUAUUUAUAUAUACAGAUAUAUUAGAUUAUCUCCUUUUGGAGGAAAACCAUUGAACAUAUCAGAAUUGAUAGAUGAGUUUCCAGGGCUUCAUGUCAAUCCACCUUGGAAGGAGAUCACAUAUGCAAGAGCAGAGGCCCCUGGAACCCUCUGUGAUUAGUUUACAAUAAUCCACCUUCACUAUGCAGUCUCCAGUUUCCCCUCACACAGUCCAAAACAUAAAUGAAGUGUGAAGGUAAUAGAAAUUGCAACUCCUGAUGUUUCAGGCCUUGAUGGUGUCAUUCUUGGUGAUUUUCCCAGGGAUGCAUUAUCAUUUUUCCUUUAAUGUUUUGGUAAGCAGCAAUGCUGUCCUGUGAUUUCCCUCAGUACCUCCUACCUUAAUAGGCUCUUCACAGAUCUCACACACAAUAUGGCUACUCUGCCUAUUGCCACCGCCAUCUUUUCUAAUGCUGCAUCCCAGAAAUUAGGCAGUGUGAGCAGGAUACACUCAAGGACCUAACCUGUGUUGUGUGAGACGGACUAAGACGAAUGUCUCCUUAUCACCUGACCCCAGAAGCCCCCACUGGGAUUGACAGCCAUAAUGGUAAUCUCCUAUUACCUGAUUCACAGUUUUCCAGCUAAAUGUCCACAGGUCCCUUCAAACACUAGUAUGCAGUUAAAUGUUCAUGGACCUAUCUCUCAGAAGCAAAGACAAAAAGAAACAGAAAGCAAGAAGAAAGGUGGAAAAUAAGAACAAAAGAUUAAGAAGAGAGCUUACUUGUAGCAUUUGCCAGUUUCCACGCUAUCAUUACUCUCAUUUUGCCCAAUAGCAAGGCGCCAAUUUUAGUUUAGACCACAGUCCUCAUGAACGAUUAUAAGCUAGCCUGUGCUAUCACCUCAGAGCCUUUGGGUUGGGUUUGGAGGAAAAUGUAAAGCAAUUGUUGCCAUUUUACAUCCUUCCACCAGGUGUAAAUGGUUACACCAAUUGAGGAUCUGGGCCGGUGGACAGUCUCAGGACCGAUAGUCAGGUAGAGAUUAUGACCCUUUAUUGUGGUGACUCUGGUCAAUCUUUUCCUCAUGAUCAUUGGAGGUGGUUUUUUUAUUUUUUUGUUUUCUUUUUGUUUUCUUUAUUUUUCUACUUACACAAAUCGAUGGGCCCUUAGUAAACUGCUCAUCAUUUUUGUUUCUUGGAGACACCAUGAUGAAUUUUCCUUUUGCAAAAAUCCAUGUGGUUCCCCCAAUGUUGAUGAGAGUGGUUAAUUCUUACACACUAUGAAUAACAAACCUAGAAUCAUUUUGGACUGCUGACAUGGCCUCUGGCAAUUCAGGAGGGGCUGAACUCAGGACAAAGGCAUUUCAGUUUCAGCAUGUCCAUGCUAAGUCUAUCACAUGAGGGAGAAGCUCUGUAGAGCUUGUCAAGGAAGACAUUAUAGCCCUCCCCAAGCUAUUUCUCAAUGACCUUAUGAAUUUUAUGUCCUCUGAUUCCUUAGUUUGAGUGUACUUUGUGGUCGAGGUAUUGAAUCACACAAGAUAAACCCAUCACCAUGCACUUGUCUCCUAGUAAUUUGGAUUCCUUUCUCUAUAUCACAUUAAGCCUUUAUGGAACUGAAAUUCUUUUUUUUUUAAGUUCAUUUAUUUACUUUGAGAGAGAGAGAGGAAGCUUGGGAGGUGCAGAGAGAGGGAUAGACAGAAAAUCCCAAGCAGGCUCCACUCUGCCAGCACAGAGCCCAGUGUGGGUCUCGAAGUCACAAAUUGUUACAUCAUGACCUGAGCCAAAAUCUAGAGUUGGAUGCCUAACUGACUGAGCCACCCAGACCCCCAUGAAGUUCUUGUCAAAUAUGUCACUCUUUUUUUCAUCCUUGUUUUCUCAGGGGAAAAUACAUAUAAAUAUUAAACAUUAAACGUUAAACAUUUUGAAAUAUACUUCUGUGUCAUUAAGUGCUUUCUCACUGUUGAGCAACCACCACCUCUAUCAAUCUCUAGAACGUCCUCAUUGUCUCAAACUGAACUUCUGUCUCCUUGAAAUACUAAAUUCGUAUUGCCCCUCUGCCCAACCCCUGUGUCCCACCAUCUUACCUUCUCUUUACGUUUACCUAAAGAGAUUACCCUAGGUAUCUCAUAUACAUGUAAUUGUAUAAUAUUGGUCUGUUUGUGCCGGCUUCUUUCAGGUAGCAUAAUAUUUGUGAGAUUCACCCAAGUUAUAGCUUGUGUCAGAAUCCCAUUCAUGUUAAAGGCUGAAUGAUGUUCUACUGUAUGAGUUCACCACACUUUGUUCUUCCGUGAGUUUUUUGAUGGACAUUUGGGUUGUCUCCACAUUUUGGAUACUGUGAAUA
Messenger RNA from Acinonyx jubatus (cheetah), 4249 nucleotides. RefSeq names its product olfactory receptor 7A10-like. The record is from RefSeq and is a predicted model, not a curated record. Gene Ontology annotation, biological process: G protein-coupled receptor signaling pathway. Gene Ontology annotation, molecular function: olfactory receptor activity; G protein-coupled receptor activity. Bases 248 to 1216 code for a protein of 322 amino acids. The transcript has a single exon. Gene Ontology annotation, cellular component: membrane. NCBI's taxonomy places the organism in Eukaryota, Metazoa, Chordata, Mammalia, Carnivora, Felidae.